CAACAACGAGCCUCACCCGGCCCUUCCCAAGCUUUUACUGAUACCACAGAUCUACCUCACACCCCUGAGAAUCGGGAACGGUCUCCUAAUGUUCUCUUGGAGAGCACUCCGAGUGAAUGUAACGAGAACUCCACAUACCAGCAAGACUUUUGUGAUUGCGAGGACGUGGAAGCGCACUACCUACAUUAUGCUGAGGAAAUACAGUCGUAUGUGCUAGGCCCAAUGCCCUGUGACGAAUUCCUCGAAAACGUAUGCCACGGCUACUGCAAGCUGUCGUUUGACGGCAUGCCUUCACCUGUCGAUGCCUUCAAGGAUGUUCCCCAGCAGGCUGAGAAGCAAUUGCAGAUCUACGACCCAUUCAUCUCUGCGGUGAACGGCGGGAACGGUCAGCCCAGAUGCCCAGGGAUCAAAUUCACUCACGCCCCAUCCCGAGCAGAAGAGCAGGGUGUGGGAUGGCUCCAGCCAGAUGUCAUGGGCUUUUCGGACGACAUGAAGAUUUCGGAGAAGAGCAAGAGCACGGCAUCGGUGGAGCACAUGGGCUACGCGGAGAUCUUCGUCGAAGUGAAGCGCUCGCCAGACAACGACAUCUUCAUGGAUCCCCCGGAGAACGUGAAACACGAUGAACACCUUUUCAUUCUCAACCCUUCAUCACUAUCAAGCAAAGAGGAGCUUAAAAUUGCGACUGAAGCCCUCGGCCAGAAUGUUGCAUAUGCGGCCGAAAUCCUCGCUCGCCAACAUCGUCGCUUCCUCAUCUCUAUGUCGAUGUCAGGCUCCCGUAUGCGGUUCCUUCUCUGGGAUCGAAGUGGCGUGCUCGUAACAGAAUCGUUCGACUUGCAUGAGCAUCCGGAAAUUCUCUGUAAGUUCUUGUGGUGGUUCUCCCACUCCAGCUAUAAUGCACGAGGGUACGAUUUGACGGUGAGGAUGAGCGUGAAUGAGAAGGAGGAAAAGAUGUUCAAGGAUGCGAUGACCAAACACGUGAAGGAGCAGCUGUUGCUAUGCACCUCGAAGGAAGACGCCAUGAGACUGGGGAGAAACGAGAUGCAAGUAGCGCAAUACAUGGCGCGAAUAGAAGAUGACAAGAAGUGCCUGAUGGAAGCCCUGCGUGAUCACUAUCAGCCGGGGAGCGUCAUAGCGGCCGACGUGUUUCAUGAGGCGCAAGACGACGAAGGGAAAGUGAAGACCCAAGUUGAGCGCGUGCUGGUUUCAUGCCCUGUCACAUCACCUAAAUCUGUUGCAAGCCGAGGCACGCGCGGAUAUUGGACGAUGUUCGCGGAUGGCUCUGUCGGGUUUUUGAAGGACACAUGGCGCCAUGCUGGUGAAGGAUUCGAGCAAGAGGGCAAAACGAUAUGGUAUUUGAAUGAGCACAAUGUACAGAAUGUGCCCAAUGUUGUGUGUCAUGGCGACGUAAAGGAACGUCGCAAAGAUGAUAAGAAGCCUCAGACGACGGUCGUGCACAGGUAUAACAAUGCAGAUUGGGUGUGCCGUGGGACUGCGCAUAGGAAUGAUGAAGAUGAGAUCGUGGAUAACAAUGCCAGGCGUCGAAAAAUCAAAGUGAGAGGUCGCAUUCACUACAGGCUUGUCUUGGAUAUUGCCGGGUACAAGCUGCAGUACUUUUCAGACUCACAUGAGCUUCUUCACGGCACACGCGACGUGCUGACCGCAAUGAUUGAUGCCUAUAGUGCUGAUAAAAUACAUCGAGGUCAAAGCACGACCAACAUCAUCCUCUACAGGCGUCCAGGCGAGGAGAGAAGGAUCGGAUAUUUGAUAGACUGGAAGUUUGGCUGUGACGUUAGUCAUCCGCCGGGAGAUCGCCUGUGGCGCAUUAACGGCACCUGGCAGUUCAUGUCAGCGAACGUGCUCGACGGUGAUGACACCUAUCGUCACGUUGUCGAGGACGAUAUGGAGGCCUUGCUCUACAUAGUGCUUGAUUGUGCUGCACGGUGGUCGGAACAAGACGAAGGCAUCAAUUGGCUUAGGACAUCGUUCUGGUUUCUCGGUGAAAAUGUAACGAUGGACGGAGUCUCCAUGGGCGGUUCGGGGAAGCUGAUGAACAAACUCAAUCGGAAGUACACCAAAGAUCUCAAAUUCACAUGCCAGCCCCUGCAGGACUGGUUGAAUGCGGCUUUGGACCUCAAUAAUCCGGUAGGACCAGCGGAGCUAGGCAGCUAUCCUCCACAGUGGACCCUUGAAAGAUUGGCGAAGUUGUGGGACGAUGCGUUGGCGAAGCCCUUCGACAAUAUGCCAGACAGGAUAGAGCAUGAGAUUCCUGGUGUCGAGGCGCAGACACAGUACAGGGUCUCCAACGUAUCUGUCGAUUCAUGUGUAAUCAAAGACCAGGAGGACCCCAGGAGUCGAGAGCAGGGCGUAGCUACGCCUGUCGCCAACGGAGGCAAACAGCGUGAAGGCGAACCUGAUUCAGGAAGAGGGGAGGAACGCAAUCGCCAAGGAAGCGCCUCGGUGGAUCAGCCCGAGGCUAGCGGAAGUGCUGCACAAGACACGAUGGACUUCGACGCCGAGAAGGACACUACGAACGCUGUCCGCGAAAAGAGCGAUCUGAGGAAACGUCGGGCGUCUUCCUUGGUCGACAACGAACGGACGAAGAAGACGAGGAACAUAAGCCCCAGAGUCAAGGCCAGCACAAGCGAGAAACUCUCGCGUACGCAUCAGCAGUCCUCCGAAGUUGGUCCUAGUGGUCAAAUGCUACCUCCUCAGCUGCAGGCAUCUGGUUCCGGGAUGCAGGUUGGCCCAACUGAGGAUGUGCCGCUGCGUCGAUCAUCUCGCUCACGUCGUCCGCCUCAACGGUUGACGACCGUUAACGUGCCAGCGCUCGCCGCACGUCGGAUCAGCUCAAAACGGCUCUUCAAUAAACAAUGACAAUUUGAAGCUUAAGCCACUGCGGAGCAUGUAAAGAAGAAAGGGUAUGCACAUUAUGCGAGUCUAUGGCGGAGGGCAGGCUGUUUCAGUUGAGCGGAGCGAGCAAAGCGUGCACCAAGCAUCAUGGCAUCUCUUACUCCUCGAGGGUCGCUGUUUUACUACUCAUUGCUCACAUCUCAACUGCCGACAAAUAGUGUACCUCUUGAUGAUGUGCCAAAGGACCCAUUGAGAUGGCAUAAGGCUGAGUGUAAGAGGCAUGCCGCAAAAGAUCCAGGCGAGAUCAAGAUAGAGCUUUGAGUGGGUGAUCGCGCAUCUGAGGAAGUUCUUGCAGUAUACACGAGUUCUUUCUAUUGCCAGCUUUGUGUACCUACGUAACGAAUUGUGAUGCAUUCAGAAGUGAAC
This is a messenger RNA of Laetiporus sulphureus 93-53, 3276 nucleotides long. RefSeq lists its product as uncharacterized. The coding region runs from base 223 to 2874 and encodes 883 amino acids. The record is from RefSeq and is a predicted model, not a curated record. Lineage: Eukaryota; Fungi; Basidiomycota; Agaricomycetes; Polyporales; Laetiporaceae. The transcript has 5 exons.